This is a messenger RNA of Ziziphus jujuba (common jujube), 1058 nucleotides long. Its product is annotated as axial regulator YABBY 4. The transcript is spliced from 7 exons. Lineage: Eukaryota; Viridiplantae; Streptophyta; Magnoliopsida; Rosales; Rhamnaceae. Gene Ontology annotation, cellular component: nucleus. Gene Ontology annotation, biological process: cell fate commitment; polarity specification of adaxial/abaxial axis; multicellular organism development. The coding region runs from base 115 to 771 and encodes 218 amino acids. The record is from RefSeq and is a predicted model, not a curated record.
UUGAAGACAUGCUCUGUACGAAAGUGUGUCUCUCUCUGCUAUUUAUAUUAUCUCUACCAUUUUGUCUAAAACACACCAGAUAAUUAAGCAGUGAGAGAGACAGAGGAAGUGAACAUGUCGACACUGAACCAUUUCUUUGAUCUGUCUGAACAGAUUUGUUAUGUACAAUGUGGUUUCUGCACCACUAUUUUACUGGUAAGUGUUCCAUGCAGCAGCUUGUCAAUGGUGGUGACUGUAAGAUGUGGCCACUGCACUGGUCUCUUAUCUGUCAACAUGAUGAAAGCCUCCUUUGUUCCUCUGCAUCUUUUAGCUUCCCUAAGUCAAGUUGAGAAAAAAGAAGAGGUUUAUAACAUGGAGGAAGUGGAGGCAGAUAACCCCAUGGACAGGCGCAGCCCCGCAAUCUGUUCUGACAAUGAAGAAGGAGAUAAUAUUGUCUCCGUGAAUCACAUUGUUAACAAACCUCCUGAGAAGAGACAACGAGCUCCAUCAGCCUACAACCAUUUUAUCAGAGAAGAGAUCAGGAGGCUUAAAGCUGAAAAUCCAAAAAUGGCUCACAAGGAAGCUUUCAGUACAGCUGCCAAAAAUUGGGCCCAUUUCCCUCCAAUUGAGUUCAAAGGAGACGGAGAGAGUUGUAGCCAGAGAGAGGAAAAUUUGGCCAGCUGGGAUUCCGAUGUCACAGUCAAUGAGGUCCACGAAGAGGGCAAUUUUUUCCACGAAAGAAAGGUCCAAAGGAAUUCCGAAAAUGAGCAAAGACACCCUUUGAGUGAAUGAAUAAAAAGGCUUCGUCGUCUAAACUUUCCAUUACAAUGAUGUUAAUUGCUUUCUGUUUCAGGGCCAUGAAUUUGGGUUAUGUCAAUUUGCUUUCUUAAGGUAGAUGCCCUUGGGAAAUGAAGUUCUCUUUUUGAAGGUUUUUGGUACAACUAGAUCUCUCUUACUUCACUGCUGUCACUGAAAGAAACUCGAUCUUAGCUAGCUACCUCAGUGUGUCGUUAAUUCUUAAUGGUUGUCACAUAUAUGUAUGAAAGAUUGAUCCUUAAUUUAUAUUUUAAAAUCUAGCA